Messenger RNA from Paramecium tetraurelia, 1167 nucleotides. RefSeq lists its product as uncharacterized. The record is from RefSeq and is a predicted model, not a curated record. Gene Ontology annotation, molecular function: RNA polymerase II cis-regulatory region sequence-specific DNA binding; DNA-binding transcription factor activity, RNA polymerase II-specific. The transcript has 5 exons. Gene Ontology annotation, biological process: regulation of DNA-templated transcription. Gene Ontology annotation, cellular component: nucleus. NCBI's taxonomy places the organism in Eukaryota, Ciliophora, Oligohymenophorea, Peniculida, Parameciidae.
AUGAGAAGCGCCCACCAAUUAAUAACUCAAUUUGAACUUAAUGGUUUCACUCUGCCCUAAAUGGAAAAGAAUAUGUGCAUAACCUUUCUAAAGGAUCUCCUCCAAUAAAAUCCUAUCGAUAUGGAAUUCAUACUUACAAAUACAUCUCCAUCUGAAUCAGAAAGGAAAUUACUUACAUCAAAAUCGAACAUGCUGCAAUUGCUUAAUGAGGAUAAAGAUCCAUCUGUGAUCAAACCUAUAUUUGAUUAUAGUCAACUAGAGAAUCUUAUUCCUAAGAAAAAUAGAAACAAAAUCAAUGAAAUAAAAACAAAAGUUGAAACAUUGCUUAAUAGUAAUAACAUAGAUCCACCCUUAACUAUUAAAAAGAGAUGGUGGACGGAGGAAGAAGAUCAACAACUUAAAGAAUUAGUAACAUAACAUGGAGCAAAAAAUUGGAAAAAAAUAGCAUCAUACUUUGAAGAAAGAACAGAUGUCCAAUGUUUACAUAGAUGGCAAAAAGUGCUGAAUCCAGAUUUAGUUAAAGGUCCCUGGACACAAGAGGAAGAUGAAUUAUUAGUUAAAUUAGUAAUAAAUUAUGGACCGAAAAAUUGGAGUCAAAUUGCAAAGCAUUUACCAGGAAGAAUUGGAAAACAAUGUAGAGAGAGAUUUCAUAAUCAUCUAGAUCCCAAAAUUAAUAAGGAAAGAUGGACUGAUGAAGAAGAUUAAACAAUUAUUGAAGCUCAUAAAAAAUUAGGCAAUAGAUGGUCGUUGAUUGCUGGCCUCUUAAAAGGUAGGACUGAUAAUUCUAUUAAAAACCAUUGGAAUAGCACUUUAAAAAGGAGAUUGAAAAUGUAAAAUAGAUGGGAAGAUCUUUAAGUUCAUCCAAGAUAAGAUGAAACCUCAGUUAAAGGAGUUCCCAGAAGAUAGGUGCAAAGAAGAAUUAUGUAUUAUAAAACACCAGAAAAACUGAUCAAGAGAGAUCCAGUGUCUAGAUAAUUGAAUUUCUAAACUCCUUACUCUAAUACUACUCCAAAGUCUGAAUAAACACCCAAAAAUCUGAGUAUUGUUUAUCCAAAUCUAUUAGUCAAGGAUGCUUUAAAGAUAGACUCUUGUUCAGUAUUAUUCAAAUAAUUGAGUGAAUUAACCAAUUUGAAUCUUGAUUUCAAUAAAUAAUAUAGUUACAAAUGA